AUAAGAAGCAGAUCUCGCCUGAGCCGAGUUGUCAUUUUGUCAACAUUAAACCUAAGCGUUCCUCUCCGACAUUGCUGCUUCGACCAGUACCACCAUCAGCAUGAGAUUUGCUUCAAUUGUUGGGGCCCUCACAAGCCUCUUGGCUGUGGCCUCGGCGGCAUCUUUUACCAACCCCCUGAAGCCCAUAAAUGGAUCAGAUCCUCAAAUGACCUAUUCUGACGGGUACUACUAUCUGAUGACCACGACAUGGACCAACUUGCAAAUUACCAGAGCCAAGACUCUUGAAGGUCUGAAGACCGGGGAAACUCGGAUCGUCUGGACUGAUGCAAACCCUGAGCGUUGCUGCAACGUUUGGGCACCCGAGCUUCACGAGAUCGAUAACACAUGGUACAUCUACUACACAGCAGGCAACAGUCAAAACUUGGAUGGCCAACGUUCCUACGUCUUGAAGGGCGGUGCCCAUCCCUGGGACGAUAGCUUCUCCUAUGCCGGUCAGCUCACCCCGGACUGGGGUAUCGACGCAACCAUCCUGCGGGUCGAGGACCGGAACUACUUUGUGUGGUCCUGCUUCUCUCGCGGCCUACAGUCCAUGUGCAUCGCGCCCAUGAACUCUCCCACCUCGAUCGGCCCCGGCAAAGUGCUCUCCGAGCCAACGUUGGACUGGGAGCGCGUGGAUACCCCCGUUAACGAGGGGCCCGCUCCGCUCUACCACGACGGCAGGAUCUUCUUAGCCUACAGCGCCAGUUUCUGCUGGACACCCAGUUACCAGCUUGGCCUCCUGACCUACAACGGGGGCGACCCGACGCUGAUGAGCAGCUGGACCAAGACGGGACCGCUCUUCAGCUCGGCAAAUGGAAACCAUGGGCCGGGACACAACGCAUUCCUUAACAGCCCAGACGGAACCGAGGUCUGGAACAUAUACCAUGCGACCUGGAUCGAGACUGGGAAUUGUGAUGGAAACAGGUAUACCUCGGCGAAGAAGGUCACCUGGAAUCCCGAUGGCUCUCCAAACUUUGGACAGCCCGAUGCCCUAGGCACCACCCUUGCCGGCCCGUCCGGCGAGUGAUAGUUUUUAAUCGGGGAAGUCGGUUGGGAGUAAUUGGGGGUGGUAGAGGCUGGGGUAGAGGAAUGUCAGACCCGAGGGCUUGGAGCAAAAGUGGAAGGUGGUUCAUGAUGGCGCAGGCGUGCGGCUAAGCAUUUCGAGGGAGGCAGCUGAGCAGGUCCAGUGAGCAACGACGCUUCUCCAUCAUAC
Chaetomium fimeti is the source of this 1252-nucleotide messenger RNA. Its product is annotated as arabinofuranosidase. The transcript is spliced from 4 exons. NCBI's taxonomy places the organism in Eukaryota, Fungi, Ascomycota, Sordariomycetes, Sordariales, Chaetomiaceae. The coding region runs from base 101 to 1066 and encodes 321 amino acids. The record is from RefSeq and is a predicted model, not a curated record. Gene Ontology annotation, biological process: carbohydrate metabolic process. Gene Ontology annotation, molecular function: hydrolase activity, hydrolyzing O-glycosyl compounds.